CAGUUAACACACGUUGUGAAUCGGAAUCACUGAUUUGAAACAAAAGAUUCAUUCAGCACUAGUUUCGAGUACGAUCAGGAACGACACAGACGACAGAGAGGAUUAAUAUAAACCACCGAUUAUAGGUUUAUUAAAAUACGGUUUGCAGAAAUCGACAGCCAUAUGGAGAAUGUUUCCUUGUUCGUUGUGUUUUUGUUCUUGAACGGUGUGUUUGCUGAUACAGAGUCCGUGUCAGUGAUGGAGGGAGAUUCUGUCACUCUACACACCAGUCUUACUGAAGUAGAGAAAGGACAUGUGAUAGACUGGAGGUUUGGACCAAGCAACAUUCUCAUCGCUAGAGUCAACAGUGUAGCUAAUACAGCAAAUGUGUAUACUGAUGUUAUUGGGGAGAGUUUCAGAGGCAGACUGCACAUAAACCAGCAGAUUGGAGAUCUCAACAUCACAAACAUAAGAAAUGAACAUUCUGGGCUUUACAAAUUAAGCAUCCAUGGCAAAAACAUAGACAUGUUAUACAAUGUCAGUGUGGUAUCUGAUAAAAGAGACGGUCUUGAGAUUGUGCAAGUCAUGAAGGGAGAUUAUGUCAUUCUACACACCGAUGCUGCUGAAAUACACAAAUAUCAUCUGAUACAGUGGAUGUUUGGAAACACUGUGAUAUGUUCAUUUAACAAAACGUACCAAGUUCCGCCAAUCUUAAACAAAGUAGAGGUGGAUCGUGACACUGGAUCCCUCAAAAUCAAGAGCAUUAGAACGGAACAGUGUGGGACUUAUAACCUACAGAUGAUCAGCAGCACUCACACCAUACAGAAGAGAUUCAAUAUUACUAUUUUUGAUGAGGUGAAGCCCAUAUCAGCGAUGGAGGGAGAUUCAGUCACUCUAAACUCUGAUACUAAAAUAUAUGAUGAGAUACAGUUCGAAUAUGAUGACUCUAUCAUAGCGGAAAUCAAGAGAGCUUCCCAAAACUUCUCCACAUUUGAUGUUCCUGAUGGGAGAUUCAGAGACAGACUUGAGCUGGACAAUCAAACUGGAUCUCUGAUCAUCACAGACAUCAACACUCAACACACUGGAGUCUAUCAUCUACACAUCUUCAACAGCAGACACACUGUACACAAGAGUUUCGUUGUUAAUAUCUGCAGUAAGUAG
Carassius gibelio (silver crucian carp) is the source of this 1140-nucleotide messenger RNA. RefSeq lists its product as uncharacterized. Lineage: Eukaryota; Metazoa; Chordata; Actinopteri; Cypriniformes; Cyprinidae. The transcript is spliced from 4 exons. Bases 163 to 1140 code for a protein of 325 amino acids. The record is from RefSeq and is a predicted model, not a curated record.